Molecule: messenger RNA, 552 nt
Organism: Meloidogyne enterolobii
Lineage: Eukaryota; Metazoa; Nematoda; Chromadorea; Rhabditida; Meloidogynidae
Source: the annotation of a GenBank genome assembly
AUGUUUAUUUAUAUUAACCAAACAGAUCCGGAUGGUGCUUUAACUUGGCUAGUUAAUCAACUUUGGAAUGCCGAGAAAAGUGGAAAGGCAGUCUACAUUUUGUCACAUAUUCCUCCAGGCGAUGAAGAGUGUCUUGAAAGUUGGUCACGAAAUUAUUACAGAAUUGUUGUAAGAUUUGAACAAACAAUUAAAGGGCAAUUCUUUGGACACACUCAUUAUGAUAGUUUUUCCCUCUUUUUUACUGAUAUGAACAAUAGAGGCACUGCACCCCUCUCUGUAUUAUUUACUGCCCCAAGUGUUUCAACUUUCGAAGAGCUUAAUCCGGCAUAUAGAAUUUAUAGUGUAAAUCCAACAGAUUGGGAAAUAUUGGAUUAUGAGACUUAUUUUUUAAAUUUAUCAAACACAAAAACUUCCAAAGAAUCCCCAAAAUGGGAAUUUCUUUACUCUGCUAAAGAUGAGUAUAAUUUAAAAGAUUUGAGUGCUACAGAAUGGAAUGAAUUAAUUAAAAGAAUUGAAAGAGAUCCAGAAAUUACUAGAAAAUUUAAUAAGUAA